AUGGCUUCAUCAUCAACCAUCUCGACUCCCCCACUCUCAAAUGACCUACCCAGGCUCCCACUUGAGAUCUGGAUUCAAAUUUUCGAGGGUCUUGAAUCACUAGGGAAUUUCCAGUCCUUAAUCUCUGCUUCGCCCAUCGCCUUUGGUUAUUUUCAAGGUGGCAAAAGCCAUAUCCUACGCCUGUUUGUGGACAACAUCAACAACCACAUCGACAAUGACAUUAUUGCUCUCCUAUUGUCCUCAUUCAGAGUUAGAAAACUGCUGCACAAAACACCGGGCCUUACCCUAUCGCAAAUCGGAGAUGAAAUUUCAGCGUUUCUGAAUCCUCUUUUCAGACCUGACACUCCAAACCCUUUUCAAGAAUGGGAUCGGAAUCUAUCAGCUGUCGUCAAGGUCACCAUAAGUUUCCGAAAGAUCGACAGCGCGAUAUGGUUUUACAAAGCUAUCAGAGGGAGAGUGUGGUUUAUGGACCAUAUGUCGUCCGUCCCGUUCCCUAGCCAGCCCGAAGCAUCGAAAUCUGAGCUCAAGAAGUUCCUUGUCACCUUCAUGCAUCACACGAUCUUACUCGACUUAUCCACUUACCGUGAGGGCACCUUGUUCAAUCCCAGAACAUCUAUUCUGGACUCAGUGGCGUGGCAAGCAGCCAACCCGAAUCUCGAAGACAUUGUCCCAAAGUUAUGGCAAAGAUCUUCAAAUCAGGCGGGGGCUUUGGUUAUCAGUGACCGUGGGCUGGCGCAUGUCGCAGUAAAUAUCGCGAUUGAUCUCCAUGGACGAAGCGAAGACGUUGCAUCAGAGGAACCACAGUCAAAAUACCCUGGAGUGUCGUCAGUUUCUCCAUCGCCGACGCUCAUGUCCUAUUUGUCGGCUCGGCUUAAUGGAGGGGUUCGUUGA
This is a messenger RNA of Fusarium oxysporum Fo47, 891 nucleotides long. RefSeq lists its product as uncharacterized. The record is from RefSeq and is a predicted model, not a curated record. Lineage: Eukaryota; Fungi; Ascomycota; Sordariomycetes; Hypocreales; Nectriaceae. The transcript is spliced from 2 exons. Bases 1 to 891 code for a protein of 296 amino acids.